AAAUCUGCUUACUAGUAAUAGGGUCAUGGACAAUAUCGAGUUUGAUGUAAAUAUUUUCACAUUUUACGGACAGAAAUAACCGAAUUUGCAGUCUCAGAAUCUGGUUGAGGUGAAGCCAAAAACCAUGCUUCAGUUUCAUUGCUUGCACCCAUUCAAACACCAAUAAGGCUGCUGCUGCUUGUCAGAGGCGAAGAGAAUAAGAAAAAGCAGACUAUCAAAGGCGUGCCAUUCGCUGCGUUGUUGCAAUCAAUAGAACCAAUGAGCAAUUUCAUGGGUUUUCACGCCUACGAAGUGCGGAGCUCCCAAAGGGCCUGGACUUGAAGCAUUAAAUGCUGAUCCAACUAAGGGAUGGAGAGAGAGAGAGAGAGAUGUCGCAGGUUCUUGUUUCGGCCGCUAAUAUGGCAUUGCCCACUCCAUGUCUCAAAGUGAAGUACCCUCUCAGCCUGCGAACAACCGAUUUCUUGGAGCAACGGCCUUUUUGCCGCCUUCACCGGCUCUCCUCCUCGCGGCUUCCCCGAUGUCUUCCUCCUAUUACGAAUGGUAUUCUGCCGGCAUUAGAUUUCAAGGGUAGCAGAGGAAUGAAUGGGUUCUUUGAGGUUGAGCUUAAAGUCCGUGACCAUGAACUUGAUCAGUAUGGUGUUGUAAACAAUGCGAUCUAUGCGACUUACUGCCAACAUGGUCGUCAUGAAUUCUUUGAAACAAUUGGCAUCAGCCCAGAUGCAGUUGCUCGCACCGGCAAUUCAUUAGCACUAGCAGAGUUAUCUCUUAAAUUCCUUGCACCUUUAAGAAGUGGUGACCGGUUCGUCGUGAAGGUGAGAGUCUCUGGCACGUCAGCUGUUCGCUUCUUCUUUGAGCACCUCAUCUUCAAGCUACCCAAUCAGGAGCCCAUUUUGGAAGCAAAGUGCACAGGAGUUUGGCUCGACAAAAAUUAUCGGCCUGCCCGUAUUCCACCAGAGAUUGGAUCGAAGUUUGUUCAGUUCCUUCAUAAUGAGGAAUCAAACUGAUUUCACCGUAGUAGCUCAAAGCAGAAGGGGUGUUUUCGUAUAAAGUGCUCAUUUGGAUGUGUUUAAGUCGCCUACAUUUGCUUACGAGAGUAUUGUGUUAUGUAUUCUGCCAUUUCUAGUUAUUUAUCUCAGCUCCACAUUUGUGAAGUAGUAGUUUUUUUUCUUUCCAAACAUGCUACCAGGUGGAUUGGUCAUACUGUACAAUGGUCAGUCCUUGUUUGUAAAAUUACUCUUCUGUGAAAUCCACAUACCAUUAUGUGGAGUGUUUCAGUGUUGAA
Molecule: messenger RNA, 1282 nt
Organism: Macadamia integrifolia
Lineage: Eukaryota; Viridiplantae; Streptophyta; Magnoliopsida; Proteales; Proteaceae
Product: acyl-acyl carrier protein thioesterase TE3, chloroplastic-like
Exons: 5
Coding region: 330-1004 (224 amino acids)
Cellular component (GO): chloroplast
Molecular function (GO): fatty acyl-[ACP] hydrolase activity
Source: RefSeq, a predicted model, not a curated record